Messenger RNA from Saccostrea cuccullata (small rock oyster), 4132 nucleotides. RefSeq lists its product as uncharacterized. Gene Ontology annotation, biological process: G protein-coupled receptor signaling pathway; cell surface receptor signaling pathway. The transcript is spliced from 3 exons. The record is from RefSeq and is a predicted model, not a curated record. Gene Ontology annotation, cellular component: membrane. Gene Ontology annotation, molecular function: G protein-coupled receptor activity. Lineage: Eukaryota; Metazoa; Mollusca; Bivalvia; Ostreida; Ostreidae. The coding region runs from base 200 to 4108 and encodes 1302 amino acids.
UCACUUGGGAAAUGUUAAUGCAAUCAUAUGAUGGUAUAAAUAAUAUAUAGGUCGAAGCCUCUAGCUCCCCAAUGAUGACCAAUGACAUUUGAAAUGGUAGACACUUAAAUAUGUGAUUCAGUGUCAUUUCAAGAUUACAGCGGUUGAACUGCUGCAUAGGAUUGCUUUCAGGGAACAAGCCCACAGGAGGAAAAAGCGAAUGAUCAGAAUGGCUCUUCACCGACAAAGUGUUUCUUUUGUUGUAGCAACCAUUUCUUCUUUGCAUUUCAUUAUGAGCAUUGUAAACGCCGGCAUUAAUAUGACCGACCUGAUGAAUAACUACAUCAAUGUUUGUGGUCCUGGGUACACAUGUUAUGAUUGGCCAAUCUCUAACCGCCUGAGAGGUGACUACAGAAAAUCAAAUCUAUGUCCAGCGUGUUCCUGCUCGGAAAGUUGUUUUCAAGAACGAAACUGUUGUCCUGAUAAAUAUUUCAACAAACCGUAUUCUGUCUACAAAUCAAUAAUAAUCAAUUAUCCAACUAACUUUGUACGACUGAAUCUAUUACCUCCGUCGUAUGCUAUGGUCAUUUCCUGUCCCCAAAACAGCAGUACAUUGCAGAGGUUUGAAUGUGAAAACGAGGCUUCAGCUGAGGAAAUUUUAACUAGACCACCAGUUACCUCUACAAGGAGUAACGUAUCGUACGUUAAUCGUCCGUGUGCCUACUGUCAUGGCGAAAAGAACGAAGACUUGCAUGAAUGGAGUAUAACUACUGACAAUAAUUGCGCGGUCAAAGGGACAAUUUUUUACCUGUCUUCAUAUGAGGAAAUUUUUGCUUAUGCAAGGAAUGCAUCUUGUGCGUUAUUAUAUGUACCUUACUACACAUUACCGGUUCAAAUGGAGGUACCUUCUCCAAAAGCUGAAAGGAGUCGUUGUAACAACACCAUGAAUAAAAUAAACAAAAAUAUUCAGAAGGCUUGUGAAUCGACGUAUGAUCUUCGUUACAGAAUGUACACUAAUAUAUUUUGUGCAAUGUGCAAUCCAAGCCACCCUGCUGAACAGAUAUCUUCAAAAAUAGCUUCUUGUAACGUGACGGGGGAAUGGUUUGAGUAUGAGGAGGACUUAGAAUUAGCCUGUAGAGAGAACCCUGUGAUUGACAUGACCCAUCCUUACAAAAAUGUCUUCUGUCUCUUCUGUAACACAAGAAAUCCUAACAACACUGAGGAUGAUAAAUGGUACCUCUUCAAUGAUAUCAAAGUACAAAUUUCUGAGUUCGAUUCAUUCCAGUACAAGUUCGAGAAUCUGAUUUUACGAGAAAAUUCCUUACAUGAGGAUAUAUUAAAACACACACAAGCAAAUUAUACAACCGAAUCGUAUAUUUCAGGAAUAAUGACAAUUCUUGAUAAACAAAUUAACAUCUCGAGUUUACUGAUGAAACGGUUGUCUCUCUUUCCGGAGGGCAUAUGUGAUAAGACGCUUUUACCACUUCUUGCUAGAAACCAAACUCGUGAUGACUGUCAGUGCAAUCCUUCGUGCAUGCUCGAAGAGCCUUGUAAAUGCUGUCUGGAUACUGCACUGAUGUGGCCUAUCAAAUGCAUCUCUGACAGCAUCAACACUGGUAGGAAGUCUAAAAUGUUCACUGUUAUCAGCGGUUGUUACAGGACCGACAACCUGUAUGAUGGUUCGGAGUAUUAUGCUGCCAUACGACGCAUGUGUGAAAACAGCAUUGGUCGAUUUGAUAUGUUUCCAGUCUCCUCUGGGAAAUUAUCAUAUAAAAAUAUUUACUGUUACAUCUGUAACAACAAAUUUGAAGUCAUAGCAAAAAGUCUAAACUUUUCUUCACAUUACAAAGCAUGGGAAGUUAACAUCGUGUGUCGGAGGGAACUGAACAUUUAUUAUGCUGCAAGUUUCACUGAUAUGAUAUCAAAUGCACUUUCACAAAACUGUUCGCUAGUCUUCAAUACAGGCGAUUCCUUUCAAUGUCCUAAGGCGUUCAAAACUGGUUAUUCUCGUUGUAACGUCACAUCUAGUCUUAAAACAUUUGACACCGAUAUACAAUGGGCAUGUGAAAAUUCACACUAUAGUGAAUACUUGAACACAGACUUUUGUCAACAUUGCAAUCCACAGGCUUCAGUUGAUAUAGACACGUGUGAUAACAGCAGCAUUAAUUAUACUCCAUUUUAUCAGGAAGCAUGCUCGUUGUUUCCAGAUACUGGUGUUACUUUGCACAAUUCUUUUGAACCGAGGUAUAAGAACAGAUUCUGCGAAUCCUGCUAUAAACCAUGUGCUCCGAAUUGCUUGCUACAACAGAGUCGCCAAUACAUAUGUAACUCGGAUCCAGGAUCAAAUAUUGUUCGACCCCCGCUUGUUCGGACUUUGUUCAUGUUUCACGGAUUUCAAUCCUCUUUAAAUCAUGGGGAGAUGCAAAGUGACCAAUUAAGUUGUUAUCCUGGCAGAAACUUAAUAGACGAAAGAUGUGUCGUUUUCUUUAAAACUGCGACGAGAAUAAUAUACACACUGAAUUUUGAAGUGAAUGUUAACGUUGAAUCAACAGAAACCAUAUCCAACUUCAAUUUGAAUCAAACAGUGAAAGAUAUCUUUUCUGAAAUACGAAGACAGCUAAAACAGAUUGUCUUUCAUGGGAUUAAGAAAUAUUUUGUUAUUCCUUUAAUUACUUCUAGACAACUAAGACAAUGCCAUAAUACCUUAAAUUUCAAAACUCUUAUUUACAUAAAAUUACAAGCAUAUAAUUAUUUUGACCGUUCUGUGGUUGAACUCUCCUUAUUCUCAUUUCCGUCUUCAUUUAAUUUUACUACUUCGGAUAAGUUAAGGGGCAUCAGAAACAAUAUCUCAUCCUUUUCCACCCUUUCAGUCAAGGUACAGGGCUUACAACACACACCGCCAUACAUUGUCGACAGAUGGAUUUAUCCUUCGCCUUCGGCCUACUACGAUUACCUGGACUCUCUUAACAGGUCCCUAUUCGAAUCACCUGUAAAAAAUAACCACGUGAGCUCUUUACUUUUUUGUAAACAAACAGUAUAUAAUAAGGAUGAUUUUACCAUUGGUUAUGAAACUCUUGAAAUAAUCCUAAAGAAGACCCAACAGCGAUUCCAGAUAUGGCAGUUUGUUUUUUCUUUGAAAGGAAAAAUUCAUAUAUGCCAGGAAGAUAUUCAGAAGAAAAAAAUGUCUUCUACUGAAUCUGAUUUACCUCUUCAGAUAUUUACUUUGAUGUGCACAGGCAUAAGUUUAGUGUGCUUACUGAUUACAUUUAUAACGUAUUGUUUGUUCAAGGUGUUACGGACGAUACCCGGUUUAAAUCUAAUGAGUCUUGUACUUUCUUUGUUUUGUGCUCAGCUCUUGUUUCUGUUUUCUAACAAUAAAGACGACCGAAUUGCCUGUGAAAUUGUUGGAAUCCUCCUUCACUACUUCUGGUUGUGCACUUGCUCCUGUCUGUUAAUCUGUUGUUUUCACAUGUACAGAGUGUUCCAUAGUCAGAAUCUGGUGCGAUCAGGGGUUAACUUCACCAUCAGUACCUUCUAUCGAUAUAUUGCAUUUUCUUACUUAACACCUUUAGUCGUUGUUUGUACAAACGUUAUAGUGAUGUUUGCAGUAAACGGGACGCUUGGGUAUGGAGUACAAAUAUGUUUUGUGGAGAAUAUUAUUUCAAACAUCGUAUCAUUCGUUAUUCCCCUCUCGCUCACCUGUUUUAUAAAUUGCUUCUUUUUCUUAAAUACUGUUCGAGGAAUUUCUUCAUCAAGUAAAAUGAGAAAAGAUAAAGUUUCAGAAGUAAAAACGUUUGCAAAGCUGUUCUCUAUUACGGGUUUGGUUUGGUUUGUGCAGAUUCUUGACGCCUUUGUCACAUGGUUUGUUUUAUCUUAUUUGGCUACUGCAUUAAUUUGUCUUCAAGGCUGCUUUAUUUUUCUCAGCUUUUGUUGCUCAAAAACGACAAAACGUUUGUGGAAAGAGAGCAGUUUUUCGAGACUGUCAAAAACGGAUUCCUUAUCACUUACAACAGUAGAGAAGCAGUGUCCACGCGCAAAGGAUUCCAGAAAUGUAAGAUCUACUAUGGACUAUCCACACGUUGUAAAUGCUAGAAUAUUAUAUGCAAUCAGAUUCAGAGUUCGCAAGUGAAACGAAGAAAUAAAGGUACAGGGU